Messenger RNA from Rosa rugosa (rugosa rose), 1537 nucleotides. RefSeq names its product exopolygalacturonase-like. Gene Ontology annotation, biological process: carbohydrate metabolic process. The record is from RefSeq and is a predicted model, not a curated record. Bases 62 to 1261 code for a protein of 399 amino acids. Gene Ontology annotation, molecular function: polygalacturonase activity. The transcript has 5 exons. NCBI's taxonomy places the organism in Eukaryota, Viridiplantae, Streptophyta, Magnoliopsida, Rosales, Rosaceae.
AGAAAACAUCCAUUGAACAUGCAAUCUCAAACUAGAAGUUGUAACAUAGAAGAAGUCUGAAAUGGGUUCAAAAUCUUUCCUUGGAACUUGUUUUUUAUUCUUGGUAGCGUUCUCCUUAAAAACCAAUGCUGCAGAUUUUGAUAUCAAGAAAUAUGGAGCCAAGGCGGAUGGCAGGACAGAUGACAGCCAGGCCAUCAAUAAUGCAUGGAGAGACGCAUGUGCAGCCGCGACUCCAAGCACGGUUGUGAUAGCGAAGGGUAAAUAUUUGGUUGGUCCGGUCAGGUUUGGAGGACCCUGCAAGGCAGCGGUUAGCAUUAGGGUUGAAGGAACCCUACAGGCUCCGGCUGAACCUGAAAAGCUCAAAUCCCAGGAUGGGUGGGUCGUUUUCCAAAAUGUCGAUAAGUUAUCUGUGUUCGGAGGGGGCACUUUUGACGGCCAAGGAAAACUAGCUUGGUCCAAAAAUAAUUGUGCCAAAACUGGAAAGUGCAAUUCACUUCCUAUCAAUAUACGAUUGACUGGGGUUACCAAUUCACACAUUCAACACAUAACAUCGUUGAACAGCAAGUUGUUUCACAUGAACGUCAUCAACUGCAAACACCUGACCCUCGAACACAUCACCAUCGAUGCACCUCAAGAAAGUCUAAACACAGAUGGAAUCCAUAUUGGUCGGUCCUCAAAUAUCAAUGUUACCAAUGCAAACAUCAAAACUGGGGAUGAUUGUGUCUCUAUCGGUGACGGAAGCCAGCAAAUAAAUGUCGAGAAGGUGAUAUGCGGCCCUGGCCAUGGCAUUAGUAUCGGUAGCCUAGGAAGAUAUCACAACGAGCAACCUGUUGAGGGAGUCACUGUGAGAAACUGCACCAUUUCGAAUACCUCAAAUGGUGUUAGGAUUAAAACCUGGCCAGCUUCUCCAAAUGGUGUGGCCUCAAAUUUGCAUUUUGAGGACAUUAUUAUGAACAACGUCAAAACCACCCCUGUGCUUAUAGACCAAGGAUAUUGCCCAUAUGGUCAAUGUCAAGCAAGGUUACCAUCUAAAGUCAAGAUAACCAAUGUGAGCUUCAAGAACAUUAGGGGCACAUCUCAAGACCCUGUGGCUGUGAAGCUCGUUUGCAGCAAAGGGAUACCGUGCCAGAAUGUUCAAGUUGCUGACAUCAACUUGACAUAUAAUGGGAACAAAGGAACUGCUACAUCCGAAUGUGCCAACGUGAAGCCUACUGUGUCAGGAAAAGUUAAUCCACAAGUUUGUGCAAAGAACGUUGCUUAAGUAAGGAAGAGAGGAACAUCAGAAAGUUUUGCCUUGAGAUCAAGAAAGUACUUGAAUUCUCUUCGCCAAGGAAAGUAACGAGCUAACAAGCUAGUCAUGGCCAUUCACAUUUAAUGACAGCAAAAAAGUUUGAAAAGAAUUUUAAAAUAGCAAACCCAAAUGACAUUUCGUUGCCUAAUGUCCAAUGCAAUGGAUAAUUAUACAUUUAUAUAUGUUGAUUCAUCGUCUAAAUGACUCGAGUCAAGAACAAGUGAAUAUAGCCAUACUCCUUCCAAA